Molecule: messenger RNA, 1647 nt
Organism: Ascochyta rabiei
Lineage: Eukaryota; Fungi; Ascomycota; Dothideomycetes; Pleosporales; Didymellaceae
Exons: 1
Coding region: 1-1647 (548 amino acids)
Source: RefSeq, a predicted model, not a curated record
AUGAUUUGUGAGCCAUUCCUUGGCUUGCACGAAACGCUUCAGACCAGAGAACAAGAGCACACCGCGCUACUGGAUAGAGGGCCAAAGCAUCAUGGCCGUACCUUGGCCCACGAAAGGUUUCGCAAUGCAAAAGUCGCGCUUGAAAACUUCCUGAUCAGCAUCGAAGCACCCAACGAAGCGAUCUUCGAUGUAGCGCAGGCUGAUUUUGCAACUCGCGCAGACCCUACGCAGCCUGCGCGUACAGACAACACAGCGGAGGGGCCAAGACCUCAUAUCAACCGGCGAGAUUCCAGAGAAGAAUCACCGCAAGUCGAACAGAUCACACCCACGGAACUCUCGCCGAUUGCCAAGCGUAGGCUGGAGCGCGACUCUGGAGCCAAAAGCUUAGAGCGGAAGCGUAUCAAGUUCACCGAAUCAGUCGAGGAACGUCCAGAGUACAGGUCUUUCUACGAAUUCUUUCGCGGCGGUAAGGAGUAUAUACCUGGCCGGUAUGUGGUAGCUGAAGGCUCUGAGUAUCUCGAUACAAGUGGCUCAACUCUCAGCUUCACCAAGUUUACAGGUCAGAGGAAAGUGGGCUCUAAAUUCGUUGACGUUGUGCCAAAAGAGGAACCACAGGAAGGAGAAGACAAUGUUCUAACGGUGAAGAGCAAGGGAACGGGCAAUCGUAAACGAAAGCAAGAUCGAGAAGCAUUUGAAGAUAGACGCAAGCAUUUGGAACACUCGGAUUCUAUGCCAGAAUACGAGAGAGACAAUGAUGGGAUGAACGGGCGAGAGUUGAGAAGUACAAGGCGAUCCAGGUCAACAACGCCGUCAGUCAUGACUAGGUCACGAAGAGAGGUCGCCCAGUAUGAUGGACAAGACGAUAAAGCACAGAAUAUUGUCCACGUAAACCGCUCCCUGAUUGUUAGUCUGAAAACUCCAUACCUCUUCAGAGAUGACGUUCCUGCAGACGAACAAGGAUCGAUGCACACACCAGAGCAUGGAGAAGAGGAUCAAGAUAUAUCUCGCGAAGGUGACCGCGCCGAAGCGACAAGAGACGCCGCAGAGCUUACAAGAAUUAACCAAGUUGUAGAAAAUUUGGAGCGCGAGUUGAAUGGUCUACAGCAGGCUGUUGCUACUCCUAAAUACACGCACAAAGUCUCUACGGCUGUACGCGGUGCCCUUGAGGCUUUGGCGCCCCUGAAAAAGCUACUCGAGACUAGGCCAGUCGAUACUGAAAAAGACGGAGAAUCUGAAGGUGAUAUCGAGGACGGUAGCAUCUACUUCGAUGUUGUUGAUGCGACCGACAAGGUGGUCUCAGAAGACAUGCUGCACUCAGCUGAGGCUCUAGAGAAACUGGAACAUUCGCAAACAAGGGCUGACACAGCAAGUCACAUUGGAGCUGGGGAGGUCUACGAAAGUUUCACUCCGGAUGCAAACGGGCUCGAUGAUAUGCCAAUGGAGGUUGGACAAAACAUGCACACUACCCCAGCAGCUGAGACAGCAGAACCUGAAGACGAGCAUACCCCACAGCAUGCAGUGCUAUCUGUUGAAGCAGGUCUUGAGAAAACAUCAAAAAGUAUCACGGAUGAAGGCGCCACGGUUACUUCAACAACUACCAAGUGUGGAAGCAGUGAGCCUAGCAGACACAUCUUUCGAGUCACAUGA